AUGGCCUUUGGGAACCACAGCACCAUCACUGAGUUCUUCCUCCUUGGGCUGUCUGCUGACCCCAAGAUCCAGGCUCUGCUCUUUGUGUUGUUCCUGAUGAUUUAUCUCCUGACCCUGAUGGGAAAUCUGAUGAUGAUAUUUGUGAUCCAUACAGACUCUAAACUCCACACACCCAUGUACUUCUUCUUGAGUCAUCUCUCCUUCCAAGACCUCUUCUAUUCUUCAGUCACAGUACCCAAGAUGCUGGAGAAUCUCCUGUCUCAGAAGAAAGCGAUCUCAGUAGAAGGCUGUCUGGCUCAGGUCUUUUUCGUGUUUGCCACUACAGGGAUUGAGGCCUGUUUGCUAUCAGUGAUGGCUUAUGACCGCUAUGCUGCCAUCUGCCACCCACUUCUCUAUGGACAGAUGAUGAGUAAACAGCUGUGUGUGAAUUUGGUGUGGGGCUCUUGGGUCGUGGCCUUUCUGGAUGCACUCAUCAACAUCCUCCUGGCUUUGAAUAUGGACUUCUGUGAGCUCCAAACCAUCCACCACUACUCCUGUGAGCUUCCCUCCCUAUUCCCUCUCUCCUGCUCUGAUACAUCCACCAAUGCUGCAAUGCUGCUCUGCUCUGCCCUCUUGCAUGCCAUUGGAACCUGCCUCCUGAUCUUCUUCUCCUAUGCUCGUAUUGUCUCCACAAUUCUGAGCAUUAGCUCCACCUCUGGCAGAAGCAAGGCCUUCUCCACCUGCUCCUCCCACCUCACUGCAGUGAGCUUAUUCUAUGGCUCAUCUAUUCUCCGCUAUCUUAUGCCAACCUCAGGCUCCUCACUGGAGUUGAUCCUUUCCAUACAGUACAGUGUAAUCACUCCCCUAGUGAAUCCUCUUAUCUACAGCCUAAAGAACAAGGAAGUGAAAGCAGCUCUAAGAAGAACGAUGCUAAGAUACUUACAAUGUCUCAGCACAGAAGACAUAGAGUAUAAAGGGGAAGUAGGAUAG
Orycteropus afer afer is the source of this 969-nucleotide messenger RNA. RefSeq names its product olfactory receptor 8S1-like. Lineage: Eukaryota; Metazoa; Chordata; Mammalia; Tubulidentata; Orycteropodidae. The transcript has a single exon. The record is from RefSeq and is a predicted model, not a curated record. Gene Ontology annotation, molecular function: olfactory receptor activity; G protein-coupled receptor activity. Gene Ontology annotation, cellular component: membrane. The coding region runs from base 1 to 969 and encodes 322 amino acids. Gene Ontology annotation, biological process: G protein-coupled receptor signaling pathway.